Messenger RNA from Dermacentor andersoni, 2552 nucleotides. It is a transcript of the gene twf, whose product is annotated as twinfilin actin binding protein. Lineage: Eukaryota; Metazoa; Arthropoda; Arachnida; Ixodida; Ixodidae. The record is from RefSeq and is a predicted model, not a curated record. Gene Ontology annotation, cellular component: myofibril; actin filament; cytoplasm. Gene Ontology annotation, molecular function: actin monomer binding; actin filament binding. Gene Ontology annotation, biological process: actin filament depolymerization; positive regulation of neuron projection development; regulation of lamellipodium assembly.
CGGCUGGGUGUGUUGGCGAGACGGCGAUAACAACAAAAUCCCGCUCUGCUAGUCUACAAGCGCACGCAGGAUGUCCCACCAAACCGGAAUACAAGCAAACGCCGAACUGAAGCAGUUUUUUGGCAAGUGCCGCGAUGGCAGCGUCCGCGUCUUCAAAGUCUCAAUUGUCGACGAGGAAUUAACGCUGCUUGAUCAGAAGCCGCCGAAGGACAACUGGGAGCGAGACUAUGACACCCUCGUGCUUCCCCUGCUUGAACGGGGUCAGCCAUGCUAUCUGUUUUACCGCCUGGACUCCACCUGCCCAAAUGGGUACGACUGGCUCUUCAUCAGCUGGUCACCCGAGGACUCGCCCGUGCGUCAGAAGAUGUUGUACGCAUCAACCAAGGCGACCUUGAAGAAAGAGUUUGGCGGAGGCAACAUCACGCAUGAGCUGUUUGGCACGUCGCGCGACGAGAUGCGCCUGCACGGGGUGCGCCGAGUGCUGGUGUCGGAGCACGACAUGUCGCCUGCUCCGUUGACGCAGGCUGAGCAAGAGUUGCGGCACAUUCGCCGUAGCGAGGCUACGGAAACUGCCGGUGUGGACUCGAGGCACCAGACUCUUCGCGGCCUGCAGUUCCCCAUUUCGGACGACGCAGUGGCAGCCCUCUUCGACCUCAAGGGUGGCGCUGUCUCCUAUGUUCAGUUGAGCAUAGACCCAGCUAAGGAAGAAAUCAACCUAGAGGUGCGUGACAAUGUCACGGUCGACAGGUUGGCCCAUCGCGUUCCUCGGGACCAUCCCCGCUAUCACCUUUUCCUCUUCCCCCACAAGCAUCAGGGGGAGAAAUUCAAGAGCAUUGUGUUCAUCUACUCCAUCGCCGGCAGCGAGUGCCCUGUCAAGGAACGCAUGCUGUACUCCAGCUGCAAACUCCCCCUGGUGGACACCAUCGAGACGCAGGUUGGCGUGGCCAUCACCAAGAAGGUGGAAAUCGAUGACCCGAGCGAGUUGAAUGAGGCCUUCCUGAUCGACCAGCUGCACCCGAAGCAGAACAUCUGCAAACAAAAAUUUGCCAAGCCCAAGGGACCGGCCAACCGUGGGGCUCGACGCCUCAUCCGGACUACUGAUCCCGAAAAUUGACGCCCGUGGAGCUGCCCAUUUCUAGGCCCCCGUAUUCCGUCUGCCCGGCAGUGCAGUCUGGUGGUGUGGCCUCGGUGCGGCAAUGUUGUGAGAAGGACAGGCUGUGCAGCUGCCGAAUGUCAUCGCCGGCACAAGAGCAUAGGCAGGCGCCUUCUGCUCUGGCUGAUGCAUAAGCGUGCAGCUUGUGUCUUCCUUGGUCAGCGCAGAUGCGGCACUGCUGCUGUCACACUAUGCAACGUUUGCCUCCCUUGAUGAAGGUGGUUAGCCUAACCAGCCAUCUCACAACUGUGCCUGGGUUAGUACAGUGAAAUCUGGUGUUUAGCUAAUCAAGCACAUUUGAUAAAGAGGAAUGAAUGGACACAGCCUUACAGUCUUGUCGAGUUUAUCUUGGCUAGCUGCCUCGAUUGAGUGAAGCUGCUGAAGAAGCGAGCCAGUCACUGAAGUCAUUUCCCUCACUUUCUUAUGGGUUGGUUGUGUGGUUAGGCAGUAUUCAUACCAUAGAUAGUUUGAAAGGGUUUGGUGUCGUCUUCUCUCAAGGCCAUCUUCCUCAUAGCACUUGAUGCUUAUAAGAUGUGCUGCUACAUCUACCAUUACAAUCGAGACUGCCACAAGCUGGUGCUCAAAAGGUGAUCUACCCAAUACACCUCUGUACAAUGACAAAAAUACCUGAGGAAUGAAGUGGGAGAAUGGCUUGUGUCACUGGUAAGUUAGUGGAGCGUUACACACGAAGUGCACGCUUGCACUUGUGGUGCAUACCAGAAGUGUUUAUUUAUUUUGCAAAGGAAAGAACCAGAAAUGCUUCUGUAAUCACACAAAUGUAAUUCUUCUAUGGUUUCUAUGGUUUCAGUGAUCGUUGGCCACUUUGUUAUAUGUUUGUGUGAUAAGCUCCUUGUUUCCUCCGUUUUUGAAUCAGACCUGUGAAAAUAGGCAUACUUGAAUUUUGUAGAGCUCUUUAUUUUUUAUUUUCAUUUCCUGUAUCACAUGUGUACAGGUGAAUUACAUGUCUUGCUGAUGAAGAUGCAGAACACGUUUAAUUGCCAAUGCUUGUGUUUGCACUGGAGUGUUGGCCCCCUGGCAAGGUAGCUUGUGCUGUGGUGUGGCAAAAACCAGAGUGUGAAGUUGUGGUCUCUUGAUUUCUUUGCAAGAUUUCUAACCUCUUACACUGAAAUCUUGCGCCACACUUUGUGUCAUGCAUCUGUGCAUGCGUCAUAGAUCCACCUGAUAGUAGUAUCUUCCAAGCACAGUUGCAUGCCUUGGCACAUCUUGCAAGAGCAAGAGUUGAAGUAGGGACGGUCACCUUGCAAGGGGUGCUGCACUUGAUUAACACAAAAUGUGUCUUCUUACAUCGUGGAUUUGCUGCUGUUAAGGUGCCUUUGUCUACAGCUAUUCUAGCAUAUUCUAUAAAGAACAUAGAAAUUAAAGAAGCACACCCCCCACA